Molecule: messenger RNA, 3802 nt
Organism: Malus domestica (apple)
Lineage: Eukaryota; Viridiplantae; Streptophyta; Magnoliopsida; Rosales; Rosaceae
Product: probable LRR receptor-like serine/threonine-protein kinase At3g47570
Biological process (GO): protein phosphorylation
Molecular function (GO): protein binding; protein kinase activity; ATP binding
Source: RefSeq, a predicted model, not a curated record
UGAAGUGGAAAGUCACUAAGUCCAAGUUUGGUUGUCUCCACCAUGAGUACCUGACCAGUGACGCACUUCCACCUCUCUCAUUUGUGAAUGUGAGUUCCCGCAACAAUCAGAUUCAGGAAAUGGCCGGACAUCUUAGUCGGUUACAAACAGAACACGAGGGUCUGAUUGUUGGAUCCGAAAGUGCGCGAAGACUAGUAGAUGAGCUGAAAUCAAGAGUGAAGGAGUUGCAGCAAGAGGUGAACAGGCAGAGUGUUGUGAUCUCGGAUGGGGCUGAGGAGAAAAGAGAGGUGAUCCGGCAGCUUUGUUUCUCGCUGGAGCACUACAGGAGCGGAUACCAAGAGCUCCGCCAAGCGUUUACCGGGCACAGGCAGCGCGUGGUGUAUUAGCAAUAUCUCAUACCAAUAUCAGCACAGAUCAGUCUGCGCUUCUUUCUCUCAAAGCUCACAUCACUAGUGACCCUCAAAACAUCUUGACCGCCAACUGGUCCUCUGCCUCCAAUUCCAACAUUUGCAACUGGGUUGGCGUUAGCUGCGGUGCUGGCCACCACAGAGUCACGGCCUUAAAUCUCUCGCACAUGGGUCUCUUGCCGGAGUUAUUCCUCCACAUCUAGGCAACCUCUCAUUUCUCGUUGAGUUGGGCCUUAAGAAUAAUAGCUUUCAUGGUCCCCUACCGCAAGAACUGUCUCGUUUGCGCCGGUUGAAGGCGAUUGACUUUGGAAACAACAGCUUUAUGGGAACCAUUCCUUGGUGGUUUGGGUCUUUUGCUAAACUUCAAACCAUUAGAUUGUACGGUAAUGGCUUCUCGGGUUUCAUACCGGCUGCUAUCUUCAACUUAUCUGCACUCGAAAUAAUUGAUCUAAUGAGGAACCAACUAUCGGGUAGCAUACCCAGAGAAAUAGGCAACUUAACAAUGGUGAAGGGCAUAUACCUUGACGACAACAAGUUCGAAGAACUUCCGAACGAGAUGGGCAGUUUAGUUCAGCUGGAGGAGUUGUAUGUGCAGUUCAAUGCCCUAAAAGCCUCUGCUCUUAUGCCUGUCUUCAACAUAUCUUCUUUGACUAUUUUGAAUCUAUACGGAAACAACAUGAGUGGCAGUUUUCCGGACAAUAUAUGUGAGCAUCUUUCGAGUAUUCGAGUAUUUGAUUUGAGUCGAAGCCAGCUUGGCGGUCUGAUUCCCGCCAAACUGUGGCAAUGCAAAGAGCUUCGUGAAAUCUCUUUACACUCUAACAAUUUCCGUGGAAGCAUACCGAAAAGUCUUGGCAAUUUGACCUACUUAACCGGGAUUGAUCUUUCUGAGAAUCAUUUAACAGGUACAAUACCGGAUGAGAUUGGUGAUCUUCCGCAGUUAGAGUUUUUGGGACUGGCUAUUAAUAAUCUCAGCGGCGUCAUCCUAUCCAAACUCUUCAAUCUCUCCAUGAUAAGAACAAUAGGGCUUUCUUUCAAUCAGCUCUCAGGUAGCCUCCCCGCAAACAUCGGUCUUAACGCUCCAAACUUAGAAAUCCUUUUUGUAUCCAGUACUAACCUCGUGGCUGGACUACUCCCUAACCUCUCCAGUGCUUCCAAGCUCAGGGUGCUAGACAUGAGCAAAAACGCAUUUACCGGGUUUCUUCCUAGCACGCUCUGUUCCUUGAAAAACCUUGAGAUUAUUUCCUUGUUCUUGAAUAAUUUGACAAUUGAUGCUUCUACUCCACAAGCAGCAAGCACUCUCUCUUGCUUGUUUAAUCUUAGAAAUUUGACAAAGUUAGACAUGGGAGACAAUUCACUAAACACCACGAUUCCAGCUUCUCGCGGGAAUCUCUCUACGUCACUCCUAUAUGUGGGUUUAUUCCGUUGCAACAUCAGGGGCAACAUUCCAGUAGAAAUUGGCAACUUGAGCAGCUUGAUAGCACUACAAUUGGGAAGCAAUCAGUUGAGUGGAGCAAUUCCAACUUCAAUACAAAGGCUACAAAAUCUCCAACUUUUGUAUUUGUAUGAUAACGAACUGCAAGGACAUAUCCCGUAUGAACUCUGUCAACUAAACAACCUAGCCGGUUUACUUUUGCAUGGUAAUCGGCUCUCUGGUUCUAUUCCUUCCUGCUUGGGUACUUUGGCAGUAGCUCUAAGAUAUCUACGGUUAGGGUCCAAUUUGUUAACUUCAAAAAUACCAUCUUCCUUGUGGGAACUCAAGUAUAUAUUGGAGCUAAACUUGUCAUCCAAUUCUCUAGUUGGACCACUCUCGGAAGACAUCGGAAAGUUGAAAGAUGUGGUGGUAAUGGAUUUAUCAAAUAACCAUUUCUCCGGAAACAUUCCCGGUAGCAUUGGGGGUCUUCAGAAAAUGAUUGAUUUUUCCUUGGCAAACAAUUAUUUAGAAGGCCCUAUUCCCGGUUCAUUUAAAACCUUGCUAAGCCUAGAAUUCUUGGAUUUAUCCAAAAACAAUCUAUCUGGAGUGAUCCCAAAGUCAUUGGAAGCCCUCUUGUAUCUCAAGCAUCUGAAUUUGUCUUUCAACAAACUCCAAGGAGAAAUUCCAACAGGCGGGCCUUUCGGAAACUUCUCUGAUGAUUCAUUUGUAUCAAACGGUGCACUCUGCGGUACUUCCCGACUCCAUUUUCCAUUAUGCAAAUACAGAACAAAAGUUGAGCCAAAUUGGAGGAAAGCUAAAUAUAUCAUCUCAGGGGUCAUGUCAAUAAUACUCCUAGCCGCUGCUGCAUUGAUUCUGAUGCUAUGCAGGAAAAGGAAUGUUGAAGUUGUAAGAGAAACUGCCUUGCUACGUCGAGUUCUUUGGAGAAGAGUUUCGCGCCUAGAACUUGUAAGGGCGACAAAUGGACUUCACGAGAGUAACUUACUAGGCACAGGGGGGUUUGGCUCAGUAUACAGAGGAACACUGUCAGACGGGAUAGAUAUCGCCCUCAAGGUUUUCAAUUUACAGCUAGAAGGGGCAUUCAAGAGUUUUGCGAAGGAAUGUGAAAUGCUAAGCAAUAUCCGUCAUCGGAAUCUUAUUAAAAUCAUAAGUUGUUGCGAUGAACUUGAUUUCAAAGCCCUGGUGCUUCAAUUGAUGCCUAAUGGAAGCCUCGAACAGUGGUUGUAUUCUCCAAACCGCUCCAUGACUAUCCUGCAGAGGUUGGACAUAAUGAAAGAUGUUGCAUUGGCACUAGAAUAUCUUCAUCAAGGUUACUCGAUACCUAUCGUUCAUUGUGACGUGAAACCAAGCAAUAUACUAUUAGAUGAUGAUAUGGCUGCACAUGUUGCUGAUUUUGGCAUUUCAAGACUCAUCGGCAGUGGAGAUUCGAUGACGGAAACAAUGACCCUAGCCACAGUUGGAUACAUGGCUCCAGAGUUUGGGAUAGAAGGAAGCGUUUCGACGAGUGGGGAUGUGUAUAGUUUUGGUAUUGUACUCAUGGAGACAUUCACAAAAAGGAAGCCAACGGAUGAGAUGUUUGUUGGGGAAAUGAAUUUAAAGCAAUGGAUUGCAGAUUCAUUAUUUCUAAAUGCUGCUAUAGAUGAAGUUGUGGAUGCCGAUAUACUUGGGACGGAGGAAGAUGGUGGUUUCGUGAGCAGGAGGGAUUGCUUAUCAUCCGUUAUGAGAUUAGCUUUAGCUUGCACUGCAGCAUUGCCGAAAGAAAGGAUUAACAUGAAAGAUGCCGUAGUCGCACUGAAUAAAAUCAAGGCCAAGUAUUUGAAGGACUCUGGAGGAGUGAAUUCUUAGUUCUUAUCGUUGUUUUCGAUCUUCAAAAACUACAUUAUUUUCUUAUUGUUAUUUCAGUCAAUAUAUCAGGAAGUGACAAACUUCUAAACUUCUACUUAAGUUGGGUUUUUUGGCUGCUUCA